Molecule: messenger RNA, 195 nt
Organism: Letharia lupina
Lineage: Eukaryota; Fungi; Ascomycota; Lecanoromycetes; Lecanorales; Parmeliaceae
Exons: 2
Coding region: 1-195 (64 amino acids)
Source: RefSeq, a predicted model, not a curated record
AUGGUUCGCCAUAGCUACUACUGCGCCGAGGACGAAAUAUCGAAAGAGCUUCUACCGAACAGUGGUAAAUCAGCAGGACCACGGCUGUGCUAUGUCUUUAACGAAGGCGUCACGACUGCUAUCCAAAAGUCGGACGCGAAGAAGGAAGCCAUUCUUCUCAGCGGGCUUGCCCAUGACCGGCAACGAAUACCGUAA